Cebus imitator (Panamanian white-faced capuchin) is the source of this 2423-nucleotide messenger RNA. RefSeq names its product liver carboxylesterase 1-like. Gene Ontology annotation, molecular function: carboxylic ester hydrolase activity. The transcript has 13 exons. NCBI's taxonomy places the organism in Eukaryota, Metazoa, Chordata, Mammalia, Primates, Cebidae. Gene Ontology annotation, biological process: lipid catabolic process. Gene Ontology annotation, cellular component: endoplasmic reticulum; lipid droplet. The coding region runs from base 156 to 2219 and encodes 687 amino acids. The record is from RefSeq and is a predicted model, not a curated record.
GCCCAGGGAGAUCUGGGGAAAAGGAGGGUGUUUCUGAUAUUUGACAAUGAGGAAAUGGGCAGCGCAGGGCAGGCCUGCCCUCUGGGGCUGAACAGCGCAGUCCCUCUGAGUUGCACGGAGACCUCGCAGACCCCGGGAGCUGUCGCCCUUUCAGGAUGUGGCUCCGUGCUCUUUUCCUGGCCACCCUCGCCGGUUCCACGACUUGGGGGCACCAGUCCUCGCCACCUGUGGUGGACACCAUGCAUGGUAAAGUCCUGGGGAAGUUCAUCAGCUUGCAAGGAUUUGCACAGCCUGUGGCCGUUUUCCUGGGAAUCCCUUUUGCCAAGCCUCCUCUUGGACCCCUGAGGUUUACUCCACCACAACCUGCAGAGCCGUGGAGCUUCGUGAAGAAUGCCACCUCUUACCCUCCUAUGUGCUCCCAAGAUCCCACGGCAGGGCAGUUUCUCUCUGAGCUCUUUACCAACCGAAAAGAGGAUAUUCCUCUCAAGUUUUCUGAAGACUGUCUUUACCUCAAUAUUUACACUCCUGCUGACUUGGCCAAGGAAAGCAGGCUGCCGGUGAUGGUGUGGAUCCACGGAGGGGGGCUGUUGCUGGAUGGGGCAUCAACCUAUGAUGGGCUGCCCCUUGCUGCCUAUGAAAACGUGGUGGUGGUGACGAUUCAGUACCGUCUUGGCAUCUGGGGAUUCUUCAGUACAGGGGAUGAACACAGCAGGGGGAACUGGGGUCACCUGGACCAGCUGGCUGCCCUGCGUUGGGUCCAGGACAACAUUGCCAGCUUUGGCGGGAACCCAGGCUCUGUGACCAUCUUUGGACAGUCAGCGGGAGGAGAAAGUGUCUCUGUUCUUGUUUUCUCUCCAUUGUCCAAGAACCUCUUCCACCGGGCCAUUUCUGAGAGUGGCGUGGCCCUCACUCCUGGUCUGGUGGAGAAAGGCAACAUCAAGCCCCUGGCUGAGGUAGGUCCCCCACUGGAGGUCCCCACCCUUUUGGCUCUGUGCUCCUUAAUUCACAGGGGUCACUCUUGCUGUGGGUUCUACUGGUUGUGGUCCACUUUACAGAACAUCUCCCUCUGGCAGCCAGAACUAGCUUGUCAUUCAUUGGGUCUUGUAGAGCAGACCAAAGGUCUGAGAAGCCAUGUGGUCCAAAGCCUAAGAAUUGUCCAGUUCCAUCUGAUAUCCAGGAAGGAAAUACAGCCCAUGGCACGUGGAGCUGGGAAGAUGGCACAGAGGACUGGUGUCUGCUUCUUCCUCUCCCCAUCACCUGGCCACUGCCAGCCUCUGCCUGAAGUUCUACCCCUGGGUCGCACAUAUCUACCCCCCGAAGUUAGGAACUCAAGCGUGUGUAGCCGUGGCCCAUGGCCACGCCAGUCUGUGGUGUUGGUCUCACCCUCAGACAGGUGGAAUUGGAGACACGGGUGUGGCCUGGGGUGGAAAUCACAGAUUCUGUGCUGCUCUCUCCCCCAGAGUUACCUCUACACCCCCACAGUGAUUGAUGGGGUUGUGCUGCCAAAAACACCUGAGGAGCUGCAAGCUGAAAGGAAAUUCCAGACUGUUCCCUACAUGGUUGGAUUCAACAAGAAGGAGUUUGGCUGGUUGCUUCCAACGUUGUUGAGCUAUCCACUCUCCGAAGGGAAACUGGACCAGAAGACAGCCAUGUCACUCUUGUGGAGGUCCUAUCCCCUUGUUAAAAUUCCUAAGGAGCUCAUUCCAGAAGCCAUUCAGACGUACUUAGGAGGAACAGACGAUCUUGUCAAAAAGAGAGACCUCUUCACGGACUUGGUGGAGGAUGUGUUGUUUGGUGUCCCAUCUGUGAUUGUGGCCCGAAACCACAGAGAUGCUGGAGUACCCACCUACAUGUAUGAGUUUCGGUAUCGUCCAAGCUUCUCAUCAGACCUGAAACCCAAGACGGUGGUAGGAGACCAUGGGGACGAGAUCUUCUCCGUCUUUGGGGCCCCAUUUUUAAAAGAGGGCAGCUCUGAAGAGGAGAUCAGACUUAGCAAGAUGGUGAUGAAAUUCUGGGCCAACUUUGCUCGCAAUGGAAACCCCAAUGGGGAAGGGCUGCCCCACUGGCCAGAGUACAACCAGAAGGAAGGGUACCUACAGAUUGGUGCCAACACCCAGGCAGCCCAGAAGCUGAAGGACAAGGAAGUGGCUUUCUGGACUAACCUCUUUGGCAAAAAGGUGGUGGAGAAGCCACCCCAGACAGAACACAUUGAGCUGUGAAUGGGAUGUCCAGCCAGCCUCAGGAGCCUGGAGGAGCCAAGAAUGGGGUCCUGCAAAAGGGAUGGCAGGUUAAGAAGGCAUCUUACUGUGGCUGGAGAAUUGUCUGGUGGCGGGGGAGGUGGAGGGGGCAGAGGCCAUGAAGAAGCAAGUUUUGUAUUUGUGACCUCAGCUUUGGGAAUAAAGGAUCUUUUGGAGGCAAAAUCA